AUGGCAGGAGAGAAUAAAACCGGCAAAGGCGGGAAGGGGCUCGGCAAGGGGGGCGCCAAGCGCCACCGCAAGGUGCUGCGCGACAACAUCCAGGGCAUCACCAAGCCGGCCAUCCGCCGCCUGGCUCGGCGCGGCGGCGUGAAGCGCAUCUCGGGGCUCAUCUACGAGGAGACCCGCGGCGUGCUGAAGGUUUUCUUGGAGAAUGUGAUCCGCGACGCUGUCACUUACACGGAGCACGCCAAAAGAAAGACGGUCACGGCCAUGGAUGUAGUCUACGCCCUCAAGCGCCAGGGACGCACCCUCUACGGCUUCGGCGGCUAAAGCUUUUUGCUCCCAGACGAUCUCGAGAACCCAAAGGCUCUUUUAAGAGCCACCCACUUUUUCGUUUGAGAGAGCUGUGUCAUUGUGUUUGACUUUGCAGUUUUUGCUAUGUUUCUGUUGUCUUUCACGCUUCUAUUUUCCUUUCCCUAUUCCUCCUCCCCCCCCCCCCC
This is a messenger RNA of Gavia stellata (red-throated loon), 491 nucleotides long. Its product is annotated as histone H4-like. The record is from RefSeq and is a predicted model, not a curated record. Lineage: Eukaryota; Metazoa; Chordata; Aves; Gaviiformes; Gaviidae. The transcript has 2 exons. Gene Ontology annotation, molecular function: DNA binding; protein heterodimerization activity; structural constituent of chromatin. Gene Ontology annotation, cellular component: nucleosome. Gene Ontology annotation, biological process: nucleosome assembly. The coding region runs from base 1 to 321 and encodes 106 amino acids.